AUGGGAUUGUUUUUAAUUAAUAUUUUGGCGCUUUUCUUAUUGUUGAAUUUUAAAUUUGGGGACACGAUCGAAUGUUACAAAGAAAUUGAUCUUACUCAAAGAAAUGGAACAAUUAUUAAAAAUAAGUUAGCAACGUGCGAUACUGAUCAAGCUUCUGCACAAGUUGCUGAAGUGCCUGAACUCGCUGCAAUGAAGUUUAAAUGCAUUAAAAGCGAUUGUGGAAAAUAUGGAUAUUAUAAAGGUUGUUUUGCUUGUGCAGGUAUUAAAUUUUCUGACAUUGGGAUUUUCGGAUUUGAAACCGGUGAUUGUACAUGUUAUGAGUGUGAUGGUGAUAAGUGUAAUUCGGCAGGUGGUGUUCUUUCGAAUUUUAUGAUUAUUUUUUUAUUUUGCUUGAUCAUCAUAAUAAUUAAUGGUAAAUAA
Messenger RNA from Meloidogyne enterolobii, 420 nucleotides. NCBI's taxonomy places the organism in Eukaryota, Metazoa, Nematoda, Chromadorea, Rhabditida, Meloidogynidae. The record is from the annotation of a GenBank genome assembly.